This is a messenger RNA of Penaeus indicus, 880 nucleotides long. RefSeq lists its product as uncharacterized. The coding region runs from base 178 to 714 and encodes 178 amino acids. The transcript is spliced from 5 exons. NCBI's taxonomy places the organism in Eukaryota, Metazoa, Arthropoda, Malacostraca, Decapoda, Penaeidae. The record is from RefSeq and is a predicted model, not a curated record.
AUCCAAUAGUCAAGUGGGACUUCAAGUGAAAUUUGGCGGAGCAGAUGUGAUAGUGUGGGGGUGUCAGUAACAGUGAGCGGUGAGCGUGCAGUGGGGCUACUAGACGGACAGGCACCAAGCAACCUCAGGGAACAAAAAAGAAAUAAAAGGAAAAGAAGAAGAAGAAAAAGAGAAAAAAUGGAGGAAAUUCUUAUACUGCAGAUGGGAGGCACGAUCGACAAAGACUAUCCGAAGACGAAGGCAGGUUACAGUUUCGAAGUCGGAGAGCCGGCCGUGCGAAGGAUUCUGACCCGCCUGCGCCCAUCGCGGUCCAUCAUUACGAAGAUCGAGACAGUUUGUAGGAAGGACAGUCAGGAUAUUACAGACGAGGAUAGGUCAGACUUGCUAGAAAAGGUCUCGGGAGCGAGUCAGAGCCGCCUGGUGGUGACCCAUGGAACCGACACCCUCAUAGAGACGGCGACCUUCCUUGCCAGCGGCCUCCGGGAGCGAGGGGUCACCGCCAAGACCAUUGUGUUCACGGGGUCUUUCUCGCCCGAGAAGUUCAGAGACACAGACGCGGACUUCAACGUGGGCGUGGCCCUCGGGGGCGUGCAGGCAGCCUCCCCGGGCGUGUGGGUGGCUAUGAACGGAAUCCUCCUGGCGUGGGACCGCGUGGACAGGGACGACACAGGCCAGUUCGUGCCCCGCCGGAGGUCAUACGCGGUCACUGUCUGAGGUCAAAUAGGACGCUGUUUUUUCGUCUUUUUCGUGUGUGCGUUUGAGCGAAGAAUUAUGGUUGUUCUCCCUUUUCUUACAUUUUGGUUUAGAAAGGGAGGUCACUCUUCUUAGUCUUCAUAAUUUUCUUCUGCAUUUUGUAUCAAUAAAUGAGGGUUAUCUUAUA